Messenger RNA from Phyllopteryx taeniolatus (common seadragon), 1217 nucleotides. RefSeq names its product zinc finger protein 391-like. Gene Ontology annotation, biological process: regulation of transcription by RNA polymerase II. The record is from RefSeq and is a predicted model, not a curated record. Gene Ontology annotation, molecular function: DNA-binding transcription factor activity, RNA polymerase II-specific; RNA polymerase II cis-regulatory region sequence-specific DNA binding. NCBI's taxonomy places the organism in Eukaryota, Metazoa, Chordata, Actinopteri, Syngnathiformes, Syngnathidae. The transcript is spliced from 2 exons. Bases 128 to 934 code for a protein of 268 amino acids.
UGCUCCAAAAAACGGUAUUUGCCAAGAAGAAGAAGAAGAAUCUGCGAACAAAGAGACGCGUUUUGCUAGCAACGCAUCGCCCAGCAGAGCUCGCGUGUUGCUGUAAAAUUGCGAUCGGGCCCAAAAAAUGUGCAAAGUCGAAAUGAUUCGAGCGCUGCUGCAUGCGCGGCUGAGCGCGGCCGUCGAGGAAAUCUGCGUGCUGUUGCGGACAACGAUUGCGCAGUACGAGGAGGAACUUUGUCGCGCAAAAGAGGAGAACGACAGACAACGUCGGCAACUGGACGCCGUUUGCGGGGUUCGGGAUCGACCGCGAACAGCAGGCAACAGUCGAGGUGUUCAUGUUGAGCAUCAGGAGCCAGAAUGCAGCCGGCGCAUUAAAGAAGAGGCGCAGGAGGAUGAAAUCACCACGUUGCCUUUGGCUGGUGUGAUGCUGAAGAGCGAAGAUGAUGAGGGAGAGCACAGCGGAGGGCCCCGAUGGCGAGGCCUCUUGGCUCCGCUCUCGGACAGCGACGACGUGACGUCACGCUCUCCCGAUAAUGACGACGGGGAACGCCCCAAAAAGGAGACGUCGAGUCAGACCGACAAAAAACGAGUCAAAUGCGCUCAGUGCGACAAAACAUUUGACAGAAAGUCGUUGUUGAUAAGACACACAAGAACACACACGGGAGAAAAACCUUUCGCUUGCUCAGUUUGCGGCAAAAGAUUCUCGAUGACGGGAAAUUUAACAAUGCACACAAAAACACACACGGGAGAAAAACCGUUUGCCUGCUCAGUUUGCGGGAAAGGCUUCAUUCGGAGGCGCUCUUUGACGACACACGCGCGAACGCACACCGGCGAGAAACCGUUCAGCUGCAGUGUGUGCCAUAAAAGAUUCAAUGAUCAGAGUUGGGUGAAGAGGCACAAGUGUGCUCGUGAGAAGAGCAGCGGUCAGUGAAGCUGCGGAGGAAACUGAGGAAAAAUCACCACGGUGGAAUCUCGUUUUUGCGAAUGACGCGCGACUUUGGGUUUGCGAAUAGCCUCGGCCCAGGCACGCAGACGGCUCGUUGGGGCUUUCUCAUGCGCGACGGAAACAAUAUUGUCUGAUGCAAAACCGUAUCUUUGUUUGCUUUUUAUUUGUUUUGCUCUUUUUCCUCUUAUCGGUUGUGUUUUUACUAUUUUCUUAACGCCAAUGACGUUGUGUCUGCACAAUACAAUGACAAUAAAGGCUUUCUUUUCUA